GACGUGCGGUGUCUUUUUCUCCGAGCCGCUCGUGAAGGCAGCAGCUGCGGUAGCUGCGCAGCGCUCACCGACACACUGUUGCUUUUCUCCUCGUUUACACCAAACAUCGAUUCCUCACGUUGUGGUCGCGUCGCUUCGCCUCGCACUUCGCACGCGGACCGGACCGACCCGACCCGAACCGAACCGGACCGGACCGGGACAUCUUCUGUGAAACCCGUCCCCCGGGGAGGGAGAUGACAUGUCGGCGGCUCAACUCUCAGCUGCCGUCUUUCGUUGCGAGGACUUGAAGCGACAGGAGCCGCAGCGGCUGAAGUUUCCUCGGUAACAAAGGGGCCCCGCUUCUCUGAACUUCUGCGGGUCACUCGACGCCAUUUGUCCGCGAACAGAAUCAAACAAGCCCCCCCGGUUGGAGGAUUUAAAAAUGCGACACCCGCUCACCUGGACUGUUAAAGGACCUGGAGCUUGGAGAAGGACCAUCUGAGUAAACUUCCACCCAGGACCCUUCGCUUUACAUCCCCAAAAAACCAGCCUCUGAUUGGAUCGAGCCAACUAAAUGUAAAGGGACCGUCUGGUUACAAGCCACCAUGGAUAUCUUCCCCCGGCCCAGCGGUGAGAUCCAGAGGAGGAACCCCCAGCACGACUUCGAGCUCAUCCAGAGGGUGGGAAGUGGCACAUAUGGAGACGUGUACAAGGCUCGAAACAUACAGACCGGAGAACUUGCUGCUGUGAAGAUCAUAAAGUUGGAACCAGGGGAUGACUUUUCCAUCAUACAGCAGGAAAUCUUCAUGGUGAAGGAAUGCAUGCACCACAACAUUGUGGCCUACUUUGGGAGCUACCUCUGUCGAGAAAAGCUUUGGAUAUGCAUGGAGUACUGUGGAGGAGGAUCUCUCCAGGACAUUUAUCAUGUGACAGGACCUCUGUCAGAGCUCCAGAUAGCAUAUGUCAGCAGAGAGACCAUACAGGGUUUAGGAUAUCUGCACAGCAAGGGCAAGAUGCACCGUGACAUCAAGGGUGCCAACAUCCUUCUAUCAGACAACGGAGAUGUGAAGUUGGCUGACUUUGGAGUUGCAGCCAAAAUAACAGCCACCAUUGCCAAAAGAAAGUCCUUCAUUGGAACACCUUACUGGAUGGCUCCAGAAGUAGCGGCGGUGGAGAAGAACGGUGGCUACAACCAGCUCUGUGAUAUCUGGGCCGUUGGCAUCACGUCCAUAGAGCUGGCCGAGCUGCAGCCCCCGAUGUUCGACCUCCACCCGAUGAGGGCCUUAUUUUUGAUGUCAAAGAGUAGCUUCCAGCCGCCCAAACUAAAAGACAAAAACAAAUGGUCCACUGCCUUCCAUAACUUUAUCAAAGUGUCUCUGACAAAGAACCCGAAGAAGAGGCCCACAGCAGAGAAGCUUCUAUCGCAUGUGUUUGUGGGACAGACGGGUUUGACGAGGAGGCUGGCUGUCGAUCUCCUUGAUAGGAUGAACAACCCAGACAACCAUCAGCAUUACAGUGAGGUGGACGAUGAUGACCUGGAGCCCCUCUCUGCCGUCAGACACACCAUCCGCUCCACCAAUAAACAAGCCAGAGCUGAGAGGACGCGCUCAGAGAUCGACUCAAACAAUGGGACACACCAAGGAGGGCCAUGCUCAAGUCCUAGCUUCACUGGGGGACACAGGGGGGAUGAAGUCGACAAGCUCCAGUUUGAACCACCACUCCGGAAGGAAACGGAGGCUCACUCUGAAAUGGAUGUGAGUAAAGAUAAUGACUUCCCUUCCCCCUGGAGUCCCUUUGCAGAGGGAGGAAUAACAACCAGAAGCCUUCUCAAAAGCGUUGAGGAUGAAUUGUUCCAACGGGGACACAUGGCCCAUCUUGAAGAUAAACUUGAAGAAGUAGAGCUGUCAACUCUCAAGCCAGGACUUCCUCCUCCUCUGCCCCCGAAGUCUGUCCCUCAUAUCCAGCCCCGGCUGAACAGCUCGUCAGAGGAGAUCGGCCUUAACGAGGAGAGGUCUCUGACGGUGCGGAGGUUCCCUAACUCGGAGAAUGGGCCGAGUCAGGCGGCUCGCAGACAGAGCACACCUGAGCAGGGAAACAAGGUGGAGCACUCGUCUCCAGAUUUCCUCUCUGUCAGCGUCAGCAGCCCUGGGAUCCUGUCUCAUGCCUCCGAUCCUGCUCUCAUUAAAUCUGAAUGUAAAGAUAAUGACUCGGACGACAGCGUGAAUGGAGGCAGUCCCAAGCCACCACCCAACCAGCAGCAUCGGAAAGAGAAGAAGGAAUUCCCUAAACCAGCCAUCAACGGGCUGCCACCCACUCCUAAAGUACUGAUGGGAGCCUGUUUCUCUAAAGUGUUUGAUGGUUGCCCGCUGAAGAUCAACUGUGCCACAUCAUGGAUUCAUCCAGACACCAAAGAUCAGUACCUAAUCUUUGGGACAGAGGAUGGAAUCUAUACGCUGAAUCUUAACGAGCUUCAUGAAGCUACGAUGGAGCAGCUCUUCCCGAGGAAGUGCACAUGGCUGUAUGUUAUCAACAACAACCUGAUGUCUUUAUCUGAAGGGAAAACCUUCCAGCUGUAUUCCCACAAUCUCAUCGGGCUGUUUGAGCAGCUGAAGAAGCCUGGCCUCGCUGCUCAGUUCCAGACUCAUCGCUUCCCAGACAAAAUUUUACCCAGGAGGUUUGCCUUGACAACUAAGAUCCCAGACACAAAGGGCUGUCACAAGUGUUGCAUUGGACCUACACGAUCGAGCCUGACAGACCUAUUGGUUAACAGGCAUGAUGUGAGAAACCCGUACACAGGCCACAAGUACCUGUGUGGAGCGCUGCAGUCUGGGAUCGUCCUGUUGCAGUGGUAUGAGCCCCUGCAGAGGUUCAUGCUCAUCAAGCAUUUUGACUUCCCUCUUCCCAGCCCACUGAAGGUGUUUGAGAUGCUGGUGGUGCCGGAGCAGGAGUAUCCUCUGGUGUGUGUGGCCAUCAGCCUUGGCACCGAGCCGGGUCAGGUGGUCCGCUUUGAGACCAUCAACCUCAACUCCUGCUCCUCCUGGUUCACAGAGAUGGGAACAACGAAUCAGCAGGUGGAUGCAAUCCACGUCACCCAGCUGGAGAGAGACACAGUGUUGGUGUGUUUGGACCAAAAUUUGAAGAUUGUUAAUCUCCAGGGCAGACUGAAGUCCAACAAGAAGCUGGCGUCUGAGCUCAGCUUUGAUUUCUGCAUUGGAUCUGUUGUGUGCCUUCAGGACAGUGUCCUGGCCUUCUGGAAACACGGCAUGCAGGGAAAGAGUUUCAAGUCCAAUGAGGUGACCCAGGAGAUUUCUGAUCCAAGCAGAGUUUUCCGUCUCCUCGGAUCCGACAGGGUGGUGGUUCUGGAGAGCCGACCCACCGACAACCCCACGGCCCUGAGCAACCUCUACAUUUUAGCAGGUCACGAGAACAGUUACUGAUCCGUCAACGCGGACUGGACAGGUCUUAGAGAAGAAUAAGAUGCCUCAGUUUUGGGAGAAAAAGAAGUCGCUGGGAAUCUUUUGUUACUGAUGGUGGGAUCGGCAGGUCAGUAGAAAGGGGGCGGAGCGUCUUCAGACUGGACCCAUGAGCAGCCUUACACCAGCAACUGUAGCUCCCCCGAGAAAACUGUUCUGAAUACAAACCCGUUGUUAUUUUCCUUACUCAUCUGUACUGUGGACUGACAGGUCAUCUAGAGAAUGAGAAACAAGUGCCAUGAUAAAAAAACUCACAAGGAUUUUUGUGAUUGUAUUAAAACGAUGGGAGAUUCUUGGUGUUAACGUCUGUAACAUGUCACAUAAUCACGGCCGGUGGCGUUUUCCACGCCGUCAGGCUUGAGGAGAGAUUUUUACAACUUCCCAGUCAAACUAAUUGACCAGUUUAAACAGAAACUCAUGAGCCAUGUGGGUUAUUUAAGCAAUAUUUAUUAACCUCAUGUUCAGUGAUGUGUUGGAUUGACAGACAGUGUGAGGAUUAACUACCUAGUUCCCGAGCAGCUUCUGGUUAUUUUCUACCGCUAUGUAAUAAAGCCGCAUCUCUCCUGCUCUGCUGCAUUUUUUUUUUAGAAAGUGGACAUAAUGUACAUGUGUUGUUUUUCCCUUUUACCCUCCUCUCUUUUAUAGACCUUUUAAUUCUCAUUAUUUGCACCAUGUAAGCACUUUUGUACAUUUUUUUUAAUUUAAAAAUAAAAAUGACAAAAUGAGGGACGAUGCUAGGUUUUGUUAACAUCUGUCCAUUCCCUUCGCGAGCUGUUCGAUGUAUGCUGUUUUUGUAAUAAAAAACGCUGUUGUUAACAAGAA
Messenger RNA from Hippoglossus stenolepis (Pacific halibut), 4274 nucleotides. RefSeq names its product mitogen-activated protein kinase kinase kinase kinase 5 (gene map4k5). The coding region runs from base 585 to 3416 and encodes 943 amino acids. The transcript has 38 exons. The record is from RefSeq and is a predicted model, not a curated record. Gene Ontology annotation, molecular function: MAP kinase kinase kinase kinase activity; ATP binding. NCBI's taxonomy places the organism in Eukaryota, Metazoa, Chordata, Actinopteri, Pleuronectiformes, Pleuronectidae. Gene Ontology annotation, biological process: protein phosphorylation.